Messenger RNA from Physcomitrium patens, 1381 nucleotides. RefSeq lists its product as uncharacterized. Gene Ontology annotation, molecular function: peptidyl-prolyl cis-trans isomerase activity; protein folding chaperone; ribosome binding. NCBI's taxonomy places the organism in Eukaryota, Viridiplantae, Streptophyta, Bryopsida, Funariales, Funariaceae. Gene Ontology annotation, biological process: protein transport; protein unfolding; 'de novo' cotranslational protein folding. The record is from RefSeq and is a predicted model, not a curated record.
GUGAAAAACGGAGCCUGAACCUCAGAGAUAAUAUGGAGCAAAAUUGGAGGUAGUGAUCAUGGGUUGGAAAUAGAGACAACAUAAUUAAUGGCAAGAGAUUAGGGCCCAGCUUAGAAUUCUCUGGGACACUGAUGCAAUGCUCACCAGAGUGUCCACGAUACCCAUUCGGCACCGAAUUUAGCAUCCGGAUUGGAUAGGUGUUGGCCUUGUUUGGAGACUCUCAGGCUGCGUGGAUGCGCUUUGUUCUGGGAGCUGCAAGGGUGAGAGUGGUGUAGAACGAGAAACGUAUUCACGCACACGGAACUGAGAAGGAGAGUGUAGUCGAGAGAAUUCGACAAUGGCUAUGGCGGCGAUCUCGUCGACGACGUGCACUGCAGCUCCCUCCAGUACUCUGAGGCUAUCUAGCAACGGUAGUGGAUUACGAAGUGCUUUUGCUGGUCCUCAAUGUAGCUGCGGAGGAUUUUCAUCAGCACUCUUCGGUGCCCCUAUCUUGAGGGUCCAACGUCUAAGCGGUACACCUCGCCAACGAGGACCUGUUCAAAUUUCUGCUGUCAAGUAUGAAUAUAAAUCUUCUCAGAAUACAAAUGAUCUAAGUCAAGCUCCGCUAUCUAGUGGAAAUAGCAAUUUGACGUUGAUCAAGGAUGCUCGCAUCGAGGCUCAACCUCAAGACAUGAAGCUCAAACUGAGAGUAGAUUUGACAGGCCAAUCUACACAGAAGGCCUUUGACACAAUUGUGAGAAGUCUUGCUAAGAACGCUCCACCAGUACCUGGAUUCCGUAAAGCUAAAGGAGGAAAAACAUCCAUUGUCCCUACAAGUGUGUUGCUGAAUAUGAUGGGAGUCUCAAGGGUACGAAAGUUCGUGAUUGAGGAGAUUGUGCGGACGGUUUUGGUAGAGUAUGUUGAGCAGGAAGGAAUCAAAGCAAAGAAGAACCUCGCAACAGAUAAAACUGCGGACGAACUAAAUGCCAUAUUUGAGCCUGGACAAGAAUUUGGCUUUGAUGCCACCCUUGAGCUGGAGGAUGACUCAGCUGAUGAAGUGGCAAAGCCAGAAGCAGCAGACGCAUCCGAAAUUGAGGUUGUGGGUGCAUAAUGUUCAACCAGGAUCAGUACCAUUUUGCCCACUCAAGGAGAGUGACACGAGCUCACUAUGAAUCUCGGACACUAGUCCAUCCGGGACGGCGUUGCAGACACAGUGAAGCACUCAGCUGACUUUCUAUAGUAUGCUUCUGACCAUGUAGAAAGUCUAGAUUCUUCUCAGGCUCAGCUCUUGUUUUUAUCUCGGGUGGGGUUUCUUACGCUCUAGGAAAUGUUGAGCAGCUUGAAUGUAAAAUUUGUAGCGACCACAUUCUUACCUCAAUGUGAGUUAUUUUGCUGUGAGAAA